CAUAGUGUUCUUCAGAAUCGACUGGCGCUUCUUUUCAAUUUGGCAAUAUCUGAAUGGAUCUCUGAACGAGAUUUGACUAUUUAAAAUGCCGCUAGAAUUCGAUGCAAGGCACUUCAUUCCCGAUCAGGUGAAACAGUGCAAAAAGAAGUUGAGGGAGAAAGAUGAAAAGAUUAUAUCUCUCGAGACUGAAAAUGCAAUUCUUCAUCUCAAACUUGCACAGCUCCAGACUGAGCUUGGGAAGGAAAGGCAGCAUUCAUCUUACAUUGAGACAUCACUCAGCACUGCACAGCAGAGAGGCCAUGCAAAUUCAGAUGAACUCAGGAAUGUUCUAAAAAAAAUCAAGGAAGCCAAAGAUGAUCUGAGGUCAUUGAGGUCAACAAUGGUUACCAUGCCAACAAGAGUGACUCAGAGUGUGGAAGACUGGGCAUUGUCAGAGGCUGAGAGACUAAAACAAUCCAUGCAUGCCGAAACUACCGAUUUCAACUUGUUGCAGCGUAAGGUUUACUCUUUGCAGAGUGAAUUGGUGUCUGCACAAGAUAAGUACAUGACAGAGAAAAGUCGGAGGAGGGAGCUUCAUAAUACAGUAGUGGAGCUGCGAGGAAACAUCCGAGUUCACUGUCGAGUGAGACCGGUUCUUGAGUAUGAUUCCACGGGCAUUCAGACAUCAUCUAACAGAAAUUCUGAAAACCUAGAAGUGGUUCAUGUUGUAGAUGAUGAAACAGUCAAUGUGGAUUGUAACAGACCUGGUCAUUCACAAACUAACCGCCAGUUUGAAUUUGAAAGAGUGUAUAACCAGACUGAAUCCCAAGAUGAAGUAUUCAAUGAAGUCAAACCACUCCUCACAUCUCUUCUUGAUGGGUAUAAUGUAUGCAUCAUGGCAUACGGUCAGACAGGAAGCGGGAAAACACACACCAUGCUAGGAGGGCGCUAUACUCAAGAACUGACUCAGACAAGAACCAUUCUAGAUGAGAAUGAAGAGGAUGGUGUGGUACCGAGGGCUGCUAGGGAAUUAUUCAGGUUGCUGAGAGAAAAGCCCAAUACACAUACGGUAGAAGUGUCUGUUGUUGAAGUCUACAAUAAUGAGAUCCGUGACCUUCUGACCUUGAACCCUGCUAAAUCACGUCAUGAUAUCAUCACAGGGGAUGACGGUUCAAUGGAGGUCACUUCUUUAACUCAACGAAGUGUAACGACAGCAGUAGAGAUUGUUGAUUUAGUCCGUCAUGGUAUGAUGUAUCGUCAUGAGGAUGCUACUCAGGUUCAUGCCCAUUCCAGUCGCUCUCAUCUUGUGGUUACGUUGACUGUCACUCUCAUCCAAUCACCAACUCGCAGACCUUCAUCAAGGGCCAGAAGUCAGUCUCCAUCCCGGUCUUUAUCUAUGAGGGAUGAACAGGAGGUCAUCAGAACAAAACUACAACUGGUUGAUCUAGCUGGCAGUGAAUGUGUUGGUAUGUCCGGUGUGACUGGAUCUGCUCUACGGGAGACAUCUCACAUCAACAGGAGUCUGUCAGCUUUAGCUGAUGUCCUCGGUGCUCUGGCUGAGGGUAGAGGUCAUGUGCCUUACAGAAACUCCAGACUUACUCACCUUAUGAAAGAUUCUAUUGGUGGAGAUGCGAAGCUCCUUGUUGUGUGUUGUGUGUCUCCAACCCAACGUUUCCUGACUGAGACACUCCAGUGCCUUGGGUUUGGGUCAAGAGCUAGGCAGAUCCAGAGAGGACCAGUCAAAAAGAGACAAGCAGCAACUCUUACAGGUGCAGGGGACCAGUCUCCUGUAGUAGGAGCCAGAGGAAGACAAGGAAAACGACAUAGUAUACCAGCCCCAGAGACAUCAUCCAUACCGGUUCCCAAGUUCAGAAGCUCACCUAUGAUGCAAAGAAGAAGCAGCAGUCUGGACACUGGUUCAUCUCACCUUAGAAUUGGAAGGUCAUCUUCACCAGCUAAACCAAGAUAGAUCUACCAGUAGUCUGGACACUGUUUCA
Molecule: messenger RNA, 1976 nt
Organism: Lytechinus variegatus (green sea urchin)
Lineage: Eukaryota; Metazoa; Echinodermata; Echinoidea; Temnopleuroida; Toxopneustidae
Product: kinesin-like protein KIF25
Exons: 18
Coding region: 86-1948 (620 amino acids)
Biological process (GO): microtubule-based movement
Molecular function (GO): ATP binding; microtubule binding; microtubule motor activity
Source: RefSeq, a predicted model, not a curated record